GGUCGUGAUUAAAACUGCCUGCCUGCCUGCCUGUUUGAAUGGCUUUAGCUUGACCCCUUUUCUCUCUCUCUCUAGUCUCUCUCUCUUCAUUUCAUUUCAUUUCUGCGAUCCAUCCCAUCCACCUUUCCAACGCAACUGCUCCUUCUCGUAACCCUCUCCGUUUCCGUGGCCGGACUCGGUUCCGAUACCGCCUUGAGCUUUAAGGGAGAGAAAACCUGCAGGGAGCCCUAAUCAAGCGCUGGAAAAUAUGGAGAUCGCACCGGCUUUGCCGGCUUCACACCACGACGGCGGCGCCGAAGCCGAAGGGGAUUCCCUUUCUGCCGAGGCUUCUUCCGUCAGGCCAGUUCCCUCGUCUUCGUCUCCCAGGGGUUCUCCGGAGAAAAUUAAUUCCAGGUAUGAUGAGGACGACGAAGAGGGGGACGUUUGUCGGAUCUGCAGGAACCCUGGGGAGCUGGAUAAUCCUCUCCGUUAUCCUUGCGCAUGCAGUGGAAGCAUCAAGUACGUUCACCAGGACUGCCUUCUUCAGUGGCUGAAUCACAGCAAUGCUCGUCAAUGCGAGGUAUGCAAACAUGCAUUUUCUUUCUCUCCAGUUUAUGCUGAAAAUGCUCCUUCAAGGCUUCCAUUCCAAGAGUUCGUUGUUGGGAUGGCAAUGAAAGCUUGUCAUGUUCUGCAAUUCUUUGUGCGCCUUAGCUUUGUGCUUUCUGUCUGGCUCCUUAUCAUACCAUUCAUCACAUUUUGGAUAUGGAGACUAGCGUUUGUGAGAAGUUUCAGUGAAGCCCAGAGACUUUUCAUGAGCCAUAUCUCUACCACAGUAAUCCUAACGGAUUGCCUGCAUGGAUUCCUGCUCUCAGCCAGCAUUGUAUUUAUUUUCCUCGGAGCCACUUCUUUAAGGGAUUACUUUAGGCAUUUACGAGAAAUUGGAGGGCAGGAUGUUGGAAGAGAAGAUGAUGGAGACAGAAAUGGUGCUCGUGCUGCAAGAAGGCCUCCUAUUCAAGCUAAUAGGAUGGAUGGGAACGGUGAUGAUGCUGCUGGACCUCAAGGUAUUGUGGGAGCUGGUCAAAUCAUUAGAAGGAAUGCAGAAAAUGUUGCUGCUCGUUGGGAGUUGCAAGCAGCUCGCCUUGAGGCUCAUGUUGAACAAAUAUUUGAUGGUAUGGAUGAUGCUGAUGGUGCUGAGGAUGUACCAUUUGAUGAACUAGUAGGCAUGCAAGGGCCUGUCUUUCAUUUGGUUGAAAACGCUUUUACUGUUCUUGCAAGUAAUAUGAUAUUUCUUGGUGUUGUGAUCUUUGUGCCCUUCUCCUUGGGACGGGUUAUUCUUCACUAUGUAUCAUGGAUUUUGGCCUCAGCUGCCAGCCCAGUUUUGUCAAGGAUGCUUCCAUUGACUGAUUCAGCCUUAUCUUUAGCCAAUAUUACCUUGAAGAAUGCAUUGACGGGUAUGGUGAAUUUAUCAUCGGAUGGUCAAAAUGGAAACUUGCUAGACAAGGUUGUGGAGGUGAUGAGUGCAAAUUCCACUGGAUUACAUGGAGUAAAAAAUAACCUAACCUCCUCACUUGCAGCUGAUUCUGUAAAAGGAAUGUCUGUUGUUGGUGUAACGUCAAGGCUAUCUGAUGUUACUACUCUUGCUGUCGGUUACAUGUUCAUAUUUUUUUUGGUGUUCAUUUACCUGGGAACUGUUGCAUUGAUUAGAUAUGCUAAAGGUGAGCCUUUAACUACGGGAAGGUUCUAUGGUAUCGCAUCCAUUGCGGAGACAAUUCCUUCCCUUCUGCGGCAGUUCCUGGCUGCAAUGAGGCAUUUAAUGACUAUGAUUAAGGUUGCUUUCCUUUUGGUCAUUGAACUUGGCGUCUUCCCAUUGAUGUGUGGAUGGUGGCUUGACAUUUGUACUAUAAGGAUGUUUGGCAAGUCAAUUUCCCAAAGGGUGGAGUUCUGUUCGGCCUCUCCUCUGGCAAGCUCGUUGGUUCAUUGGGUUGUUGGCAUUGUUUACAUGCUACAAAUUAGUGUCUUCGUCAGCCUACUACGAGGGGUUUUGCGAACCGGUGUUCUUUACUUCCUGAGGGACCCAGCUGAUCCAAACUAUAACCCUUUCCGUGAUUUGAUUGAUGAUCCUGUGCAUAAACAUGCAAGAAGAGUUUUGUUGUCUGUUGGCGUGUAUGGGAGUUUAAUAGUGAUGCUUGUAUUUUUACCCGUCAAACUCGCUAUGAGAAUGGCACCCUCUAUUUUCCCUCUAGAUAUCUCUGUAUCAGAUCCAUUCACUGAGAUUCCUGCAGACAUGCUACUCUUUCAAAUAUGCAUUCCAUUUGCUAUCGAGCAUUUUAAAUUGCGAAGUACAAUCAAGUCUGUUCUCCAGUAUUGGUUUACUGCAGUUGGCUGGGCGCUCGAUUUGACUGAUUUCUUACUGCCCAGACCAGAGGACAAUAAUGGUCAGGAAAACGGAAAUGCAGAACCAGCCAGGCGUAAUAGGAGACGUGUACAAAUAGAUGGACAAGAACAGGUCAUAGAAAGACUACUGGGUCCAGAUAAUAUCAGAGGAAGAUCAAUCUCAUCAAAUGAUGUCCCUGCUGAAGAAUCUGAUGCCGAUGAACAAUCCGAUUCCGAGAGGUACAGCUUUGUCUUCCGAAUAGUGUUACUGUUAGUUGUGGCUUGGAUAACUCUCGUGGUCUUCAACUCUGCAUUAGUAGUUGUUCCGAUUUCACUUGGACGCACAUUAUUUAAUCUUAUCCCACUUCUACCAAUAACCCAUGGCAUCAAGUGUAAUGAUAUAUACGCAUUUGUUAUUGGAAGCUAUGCAAUUUGGACUGUAAUAGCCGGAGUUAGAUACUGCGUCGAGCACAUAAGAACAAGGAGAGUCAAGGUUCUGAUACGGCAAGUUCAGAAGUGGUGUAGUAUUGUUUUGAAGAGCUUUGCAUUGUUGUCAAUAUGGAUUUUUAUGAUCCCAGUGUUAAUUGGACUGCUUUUUGAACUUCUUGUAAUUGUUCCAAUGAGAGUACCUGUGGAUGAAAGUCCUGUUUUUCUUCUAUACCAAGACUGGGCUUUGGGACUUAUCUUUCUCAAGAUCUGGACUAGAUUGGUAAUGCUAGAUCAUAUGGCACCACUAGUGGACGAAAGUUGGCGAGUAAAAUUCGAGAGAGUAAGAGAAGACGGUUUCUCAAGAUUACAAGGCUUUUGGGUACUCCGAGAAAUCGUAUUCCCAAUAGUGACAAAAUUACUCACAGCAUUAUGUGUUCCUUACGUAUUAGCCCGAGGUGUAUUCCCGGUAUUCGGUUACCCUUUAGUCAUCAAUUCAGCAGUCUAUCGGUUCGCAUGGCUUGGUUGCCUGGGUUUCAGCCUGGUCUGUUUUUGUGCAAAACGGUUCCAUCUCUGGUUCACAAAUCUCCAUAAUUCUAUAAGAGAUGAUCGAUACUUGAUUGGCAGAAGACUGCAUAAUUUUGGGGAAGCUGCUAAAAGACAACAAAAUGUGGUUUCUGCGCAAGAAGAUGUUGCGGUUGAAGGUGAAGUCGUCGGUUUGAGGUUGAGGCAUGUACAUCAUGAAGGAGAAGAAGCACAAUAAAAAGUGUAGUAGACAAGAAAGAAGUUCGUCAAUCUCUUAUUCUGUAGGUUUGUAUUAAUACUAUAUAAUAUACUAGCAGCAGCAGCAACAUCUUUUCAGUGUUCUUGAGGAUUAUUCAUGUAUCAAAAAUGGAAAAUAUAAAACAAAAAUUGUGAUUUUGCUUCU
Molecule: messenger RNA, 3706 nt
Organism: Impatiens glandulifera
Lineage: Eukaryota; Viridiplantae; Streptophyta; Magnoliopsida; Ericales; Balsaminaceae
Product: probable E3 ubiquitin ligase SUD1
Exons: 9
Coding region: 248-3541 (1097 amino acids)
Cellular component (GO): endoplasmic reticulum membrane
Molecular function (GO): zinc ion binding
Source: RefSeq, a predicted model, not a curated record